This is a messenger RNA of Acipenser ruthenus (sterlet), 4835 nucleotides long. RefSeq lists its product as uncharacterized. The coding region runs from base 1491 to 3536 and encodes 681 amino acids. The transcript is spliced from 2 exons. NCBI's taxonomy places the organism in Eukaryota, Metazoa, Chordata, Actinopteri, Acipenseriformes, Acipenseridae. The record is from RefSeq and is a predicted model, not a curated record.
UUUAACUCAUAAAGCAUGUACUGGAUUAGUUUCCUGGUUAGCUGUUUUGAGGGGAGUGAUCUUUCUUGGACCUGUUUACAGGUCUGUAGUUUUGAAAGAGUUAAUUUACCAAUAGUCGUCCAACCUGAAUUGACUUUGAAAUGCUAUAUAAAUAACUAUAAUAUGAUAUUAAGUAAUAGAACUGUAUAGUAAAUGUUCUUUUUCCCAAAAGCAAAGUGGGCAUUACCCUCCUUUAUAUGUGCAGUAGGUACCUGGAUUUCAUGCUCGACUGUCGGAUUCUUUGGGCUCUAUUUUCGUAAUCCAAACAUAGGCAGAACUAAAUGCGGUUUCCCUUCAACCUCUUUUGGCUGUAUUUCUAUUUGUGGUCACCCCUGGAUGAAAUUGGGUCCACCACUGAUAAUGUCAUUAAAAUAGACCUCUUUGCUUUACCUAGAGCAGUGAAGUAAAGCAACAGAAUACACAUAUUGGCUAUUCUCCAAAACCAAGAUCCUGAUUUUUUUCAAACUGUAUUAGCCUUAGAUUAAUUGGCAGCGGACACUGAUUAAAUGUAUUUUGUGCACAGUUAAAAUAUAGCUAGAACAGGAAAAACCUAUUGAAAAUCAAAAUAAUAAUAAUAAUUAAGCAGUAAAAAGGGACAUUUGAUGUUCAUACAACCCAGAAUUAUUGUCCACAAAUAUUAUACCUGGGAUGUGGGGAGGAACAAUCGUGCAUUUUCUGUUUACAGUCUCCAAAACAGUACAAAGUAAACAGGAUAUGGUGUAAUUUCCAGUCAACAUGUUAAAGUUGUGUCCCCCACUUCCUGUCUAAACAUUAUUGCAUUAUCUAAAGCAUAUUUUGGUCUGUCCUUGUGAAAGGCAUAAUCCUGCCUUGAAGUAUGCAAAUUUAAAAUGUGCAUACAUAUUUGCAUCUAAGCUAGCGCUAAUGUGCAUGUUAAAAGAACAAUAACAACGCAAAGGUAAGGCAGUCCUUUUAUUUCCAUAUUCAGAUGAAUCAUGCUCUGUGACGGGGGACUGCCCCGUCUUUAUGAUCAAUGUUGGGACUGGCAGGGAGGGGGUUAAAAUUCCUCCCUGCCAGGAAAACAUGUGAGAAUGUGGCUGGAGCCCCAAUUGAAUAAUUGGCAAUUACUGGGGAGAGGCCCUGGCUGGAGGAGAGAGAGGAGAGUGUUAGAGGAGGAGAGAGUUGUAAAAAGAGUGUUUGGUUUGUUCGGUGUUUUCUGUUCCAGUGAAGGCAAGGCCCAGCCUGGAAUCUUUAUUUUGUAAGUUUUGUUGUGUUUAUUUUGUGUUUGAAACUGUUUUGUUUGGCCCUCGUGCCAAUUUAUUUUGUAUUUUUGUUUAUUAAAAUCUUUAUUUUUGAACUUAAAACUGUCUCUGAGUCUCAAACCUCGGUCCAUCCUGUCACAUUUGGUGUCAGAAACGGGAUAGCGCCACCUGGAGACUCAGAGCAGUAUUUUUUUUUUUCUCUUGAAUUUUGGGAGUUUUUUUUUUUUGAAAAUGGGAAAGAAGAGCAGGCAGCGGCAAAGGCAGGAGAUGCAGCAGCUGAAGAAAUGUAGGCUGCUGCAACAACAGCCACCCCAGCUGGAGGACCCAGCCAGCCUUUUUCCCUGGUGCUCCUGGUGCGGGAAGGUGGAUCAUCGGUGGAGGUCCUGUCCAGAUGGGCCACCAGCUGACUGGUGUGGGUGCUGUGAGGUGGAUGGCCACAACUGGGCAGGAUGCCCCCACAACCCGGACCAGGAGCAGCUGCAAACCCCGUCCUCGGCAGCCACCCCACCACUUCCUACAUCACCGCCUUCACCACCAUCCCAGGAAAUAUGGGACUGGUUGAUGCACCCUGAGGCAGACCUCUCCCACGACCUCCCCAUAGUUGUCAACACGCUGUGGCGUCGAGAUGGGGGGAGGUGGGAAAAGUGGGAGGAACAGCAUCACCCGGCGUCCUUCGCAGAGCUGGCCCUGAUGGUCAUUAAUUACCUGGCGGUAGAUAUGGGAGACGCCCCAAUCAUUCCAAUAAAGAAGGUGGAGCUGUCAUCCCGAGAGCCAGAGAGGGGUGAGCCAUCGUCCCGAGAGCCAGAGAGGGGUGAGCCAUCGUCCCGAGAGCCAGAGAGGGAUGAGCCAUCGUCCCGAGAGCCAGAGAGGGGUGAGCCAUCGUCCCGAGAGCCAGAGAGGGGUGAGCCGCUGUCCCGAGAGCCAGAAGGGGAGGAGCCGCUGUCCCGAGAGCCAGAAGGGGAGGAGCCGCCGUCCCGAGAGCCAGAAGGGGAGGAGCCGCCGUCCCGAGAGCCAGAAGGGGAGGAGCUGCCGUCCCGAGAGCCAGAAGGGGAGGAGCUGCCGUCCCGAGAGCCAGAAGGGGAGGAGCUGCCGUCCCGAGAGCCAGAAGGGGAGGAGCUGCCGUCCCGAGAGCCAGAAGGGGAGGAGCUGCCGUCCCGAGAGCCAGAAGGGGAGGAGCUGCCGUCCCCCAGAGAGGGGGAGCCGCUGCCUUCGCCCAGAGAGGGGGAGCCCGAGCGGGAGGAGUCGGUGCGUCCACGGCCCGAGAGGGAGGAGUCGGUGCGUCCACGGCCCGAGAGGGAGGAGUCGGUGCGUCCACGGCCCGAGCGGGAGGAGUCGGUGCGUCCACGGCCCGAGAAGGGGAAGCCCACAGGCCUAGGGCUGAAGGGACCUGUAGAGGGAGACGAGUUGCCGUUCCCGCCUCCGCCAGCAGAGGGAGACGAGCUGCCGUUCCCGCCUCCGCCAGCAGAGGGAGACGAGCUGCUGUUCCCGCCUCCGCCAGCAGAGGGAGACGAGUUGCCGUUCCCGCCUCCGCCAGCAGAGGGAGACGAGCUGCCGUUCCCGCCUCCGCCAGCAGAGGGAGACGAGCUGCCGUUCCCGCCUCCGCCAGCAGAGGGAGCCGGGCCGCCGUUCCCGUCUCCGCCAGCAGAGGGAGCCGGGCCGCCGUUCCCGCCUCCGCCAGCAGAGGGAGCCGGGCCGCCGUUCCCGCCUCCGCCAGCAGAGGGAGCCGGGCCGCCGUUCCCGCCUCCGCCACCAGAGGGAGCCGGGCCGCCGUUCCCGUCUCCGCCUCCCGAGGGUCCGCUGCUGCUGCCGUCGCCUCCCGAGGGUCCGCUGCUGCUGCCGUCGCCUCCCGAGGGUCCGCUGCUGCUGCCGUCGCCUCCCGAGGGUCCGCUGCUGCUGCCGUCGCCUCCCGAGGGUCCGCUGCUGCUGCCGUCGCCUCCCGAGGGUCCGCUGCUGCUGCCGUCGCCUCCCGAGGGUCCGCUGCUGCUGCCGUCGCCUCCCGAGGGUCCGCUGCUGCUGCCGUCGCCUGGGGUUGCCAGGGAUCCUGCUUCGCAUGGGGUCGCUACACUAUGGCCGGAGCCCCACGGAGGGGAAUUGCUGGCCAUGAAGAGGGGGAGGGAGGUCAGGAGACCAGCUCCCCCAGCUGCACUUUCGCAGCAAGAUGGUGUGUGGCCGGAGCCCCGGAAGAGGGAGCUGCUGGCCAUGAAGUAUUGGGUGGUGCCGGACGUCCCACCAUGGCCACCCCCAUGGACACUGUGCUUCCCCCUCUUCCGGGACUGAGACUGAGGGGGGAGGUGGCCAUUUAGGCCAUGUUGUGCUUCGCACAAGGGGGGGGAUAUGUGACGGGGGACUGCCCCGUCUUUAUGAUCAAUGUUGGGACUGGCAGGGAGGGGGUUAAAAUUCCUCCCUGCCAGGAAAACAUGUGAGAAUGUGGCUGGAGCCCCAAUUGAAUAAUUGGCAAUUACUGGGGAGAGGCCCUGGCUGGAGGAGAGAGAGGAGAGUGUUAGAGGAGGAGAGAGUUGUAAAAAGAGUGUUUGGUUUGUUCGGUGUUUUCUGUUCCAGUGAAGGCAAGGCCCAGCCUGGAAUCUUUAUUUUGUAAGUUUUGUUGUGUUUAUUUUGUGUUUGAAACUGUUUUGUUUGGCCCUCGUGCCAAUUUAUUUUGUAUUUUUGUUUAUUAAAAUCUUUAUUUUUGAACUUAAAACUGUCUCUGAGUCUCAAACCUCGGUCCAUCCUGUCACAUGCUCCCAUAAAGCUUUCACAAUUUCAAAAACAAACAAGGGAGGUACACCCUCUUACAACAGGCUUUAUGUGAUCUUAGUUCUUCAGUAUAAUCAUGUCUGACAUGGUUCAUAGUUUUGUUUUUCCUUUUUUACAACCAGCCAUAAUUUUAUAAAAUAUCCAUGCCUUGAAUUCUAGAUUCACACAUAGAAGAAAAGAAGAAUGGUUAAUCCUAUUACUGGAACAGAAUUUCAGUACCUGAUUUCAGUUAAAUUCAGUAUUCUAUAUAAUUUAAAUGUGAAGGAAAUGUAUGGUUUAAUAUAUUAACUCAAACAAUAUGUUAAAUGAGUCCUUAAUUUGUAAGAGAAGAACAGAGAAGUAUUAAUACAAAUAAAAAUAAAUUGCCACUAUAACUAGAAACCUAGGAAUCCAGUUCUGUUUUGACUGAAACACAUCUGCUGCCUUAUUUUUUGUUUGCUUGCUAAUAACUGCUUUGCCAAAAGGUGCACUGGUUAUUGUAAAGCUUAGUGAAUUUUUUUCUCACGCACACAUAAAGUAAAUCUAGAUUGUCUUUUUACAUUGGUCUCAGAGAUAAUAUGAACAAAUAACAGUGAACUACCAACAUACGUUAUAUACGUCAGCCUAGUAAUCUAAUAGGAAAUGAAUGUUAAUGUCACUCUGGAUGAAAAAACAAACCUGUAAUGAUGCAAUAGAGGUAGUAGUUUUGGUUAUAUAUUCUCCCAGAAUGCGGUAUGUGUUACCAAAUGUGAUGUUUGUAUUGCUGAAUUUCAGAAAAUGUGAGGGGGAAAAAAAAAACAUAUGGAUUUAAGGAAAACAUAAUAAAACACAUUCAAAGCUUUA